Messenger RNA from Trypanosoma cruzi, 1737 nucleotides. RefSeq lists its product as uncharacterized. Bases 1 to 1737 code for a protein of 578 amino acids. Lineage: Eukaryota; Euglenozoa; Kinetoplastea; Trypanosomatida; Trypanosomatidae. Gene Ontology annotation, molecular function: protein binding. The record is from RefSeq and is a predicted model, not a curated record. The transcript has a single exon.
AUGGAUAAUCCGUGUCUGGAUCUUCAAGGCCUUGGUGUGUCGAGCUUCUGGGGCAUCAAAGACACUGGAGUGGAGUAUGUCACCAUUGACCUGCGAAACAAUUCUCUGCGGAAUUUUGAGCACUUUGGCACCCACCCAAAACUGGUCGAACUGCAGCUUCAAAACAAUCAAAUAGAGAGUUUAAUGGGUCUGACACGACAACCUUCGCUUGCUGCGCUGGAACUUGAUGGGAAUCCCAUUGCCGCCCAUCCAUGGUAUCGUGUCAUGGCACUAAUGGCUGUUGGGUUUUCCAUCACAAAAAUUGACGGAGUUGCCGUUUCGGUAAAUGAGCGCGACAUGGCACGGGCCUUGGGUCCUGCUGCUUCCCUUGCAGUCAGUUAUGGAUGGAAAUUGCAGCCAGGGGAGCGGUCACCAGAAGAGUAUCGCCAUGUUAUAGAAGAAUGCAAAAAGGCCCGAAAGCGCUCUCUGCAACAGCAGGGCUCUUUACGAACCAUUGCACACGUGCUGAAGCGAAACGAGGCCACUGGACUCGUGGCGGCCCCCAUUCCUGAGAAAAAUUUUGCGGAGGGUGGCCGGGAUGCUUGGAACUUGGAAUCUCUUUCAGCACGUGUGAGACAGCUCGAAAAUUUACUUAGCAAUGCAAAGGAAAAGCUGGAAACUCAGCAGGCACUUUGGAGAGAGAACGUUGAAUUGGACCGGGUGGAGGGUCUAACCGGCGCGGAGCUUUGUCGUGCGCGAAGUAUUUUGUUUGCUGAUGGCAUUUAUUUGCGUACAAACACAAUGGCUUUGCCACCUCACAAACGAAAUGGGUUGAUAAGUGGCUCUCUCAUGUUUGAAGGGUUGUCAUUGGUUCUUCUUAGUUUUAUGUCAAGAGUUCGUUUGGCUGAAUGGGCACUGGAUGGCAUAAAGGCUAGGUACUAUCCACCGAAUUUUUUGCGUAUCGAGGGGACAUAUGGAGCGAUUUUUGAUAUCUCAUUUGAGAACACUCUUUCUCUUUGGACUGUGUACAAAUUGAUUUACUUGCGAAGCGGAAUGCCGGUACCGCCUUUACAUUUGGAGGACGAGGUCGGAGUUAACGCCAUGUUGAGAAGAAGCACAACUGCAGACAUGGCUCUGAACGCCAAUGAGAAGACCGGUAGAUCCAGCAGCACCGGUACCGAAGAGGAGGGAGGCCAUGGGGAACGCGAGUCACGAGAAGAGAUCAUUGGUAGAGUGACCCCUUUUUUUUCGGGACCAAGAUCUCUUCACGAAGAUGAGGGCCCACUUGGGGAUUCCUCUUUUUUAGAGGAUCGAAGCGUGCAGCCGGUCUCAAAUACGGCGGCUUCGUCAGGAGAGAAUGUGCUGCGGGACAGCUCUGUUGAUGAAGGGUCCAUCAGCCGCCCUGUGGCUGAUGCUUCCACGUUCAAUAACGAAGGGCACACGGAAGAGGAUCGCAACACAAAUAAAGCAGUACGUGCCAGAGACUUGUCAUUGCCACGUGGACAGCCUCCACCACCUUCACGAGCACCGAUUCGUCGUUGUACCCUCACAUUUGCACCAUUGAUCCCAAAACGUCACCCUUCGUCUAACAGGAGUUCUGGUGCUUCGGGGAACUCGAAUUUCAUUGACAGAGUUCCGGUGUGCCCUGGGGCUGGCCUUCACUUCCAUAUUCAUAAAUUUCGCAUUGCUGCGUCAGAUUCAGAUUCGGAUUCGGAUUCGGACUUGUUGGUGAAGAGCCAUUCUGAAAGGCGACUGUAA